AUGGAGGAGCAGGUGACUAGAUCCUGGGCGACUCCGCUCCGCCGCCUACAGCCUAGACGCAGCUACUGCGCAGGGGACUCGGGCGGCGACCCUGGGCACGAGCACCGCGGGGAGGUGUCUGAAGCCCAGCGCUUCCUGCCUGGCCCUUGGCCCAGGGUGGGGCGGAGAGGUGGCGGGAACCUCCUUCCCGUUUCCGCCGCGGGCAGCGUGCCGGCCAGUGCCACCGGGAGGCGCGGUCGUCCCUCCGCCCGCGCGCCGGGGGCCGGCCCUGCCGCCUGCGCCUUUUUCCCCGCGCUCACCGCGGCGGCGCGCGGUCACUAGCCAACCGCAGGGAGUGCGGUGGCUGCAGCGCCCUGCGCUCGGAAGAUGGUCCCCGCGGCCGGACAGCUCGCUCUGCUAGCGCUGGGUUUCGUGUUAGCUGUGUGCCAGGCUCUGGAGAACAGCACGUCCCCCUUGAGCGACUCCCCCGUGGCGGCUGCAGUGGUGUCUCACUUCAACGACUGCCCAGAUUCCCACACUCAGUUCUGCUUCCAUGGAACCUGCAGGUUUCUGGUGCAGGAGGAGAAGCCAGCGUGUGUCUGCCACUCUGGGUACGUGGGGGUUCGCUGCGAGCAUGCGGAUCUCCUGGCCGUGGUGGCUGCCAGUCAGAAGAAACAGGCCAUCACUGCCUUGGUGGUGGUCUCUAUCGUGGCCCUGGCUGUCCUGAUUGUCACCUGUGUGCUGAUCCACUGCUGCCACAUCCGCAAGCACUGUGAGUGGUGCCGCGCCCUUGUCUGCAGACACGAGAAGCCCAGCGCCCUUCUGAAGGGAAGGACCGCUUGCUGCCACUCUGAGACAGUGGUCUGAAGAUCCCAGAGGAGGAAUUCGGCCAGGUGACCUAUGGAAGGCCAACACCAGAAAAGCUUCUUGGGACAAUGCCACUGGCAGUACCCACGUUCCUGGGACCUGCUGGCAGACUUUCCCUGUGCAGGGCACAAUGCCUGUGCGGCCAUCUAUCCUCUAUAGGCCUUCAAAACUGUGUGGUAACUCUGUCUGCCGGGCUUCCUCAGUGCACCCUAGAGAAGAGGCCAGUAGACAAUGUUUCAAGACAAACUGAACGAGAACCUCAAAGGGCUUCCUGGCCUUCUUGCUAACCCACACCAGGCAUGCACUUGGGUUGGUGUCUCCUGCCAGUCAUGGAUACCAGGCUGUUUCUUCUCAAUGGGCCAUCUGGUCCCAGCAGAGACUCCAUGGUUGAUGUACAAAAUGGACAAGGGAGAAGCCUAUUACUAUAUGAAGACAGCGUGGCCUCCUAGGACCCUUGACAUCUCCUCAAGCUGUUGCCAGGAUGUGUGUCUUAUUUAUUCGAUGGAUAAUGGUUUUAUCUUUGAUCUCUUAAGUCAAUGUCAGGCAUCCACAUUAACGAUACAAGAGCAGCUGACUGUGACGUUACACCAAACAGAAACGUCCAGCCACUUUGAUAAAGCCCGACUGCAGGGAGAGGUGCCUCCCAGGGGCUGUAGGGACAGAGGCCAAAAGUGACUCUGAUGGGAACAGAACUGCUAUUUGGAGGCCAUGCCCUCUAAGAUACAAAGCGGAAAAGUCCCCCCAGAUACACAUGGUCGCAAAGUUAGCAAGGCCAGUGGCAGAGCCCCCUCCCACGGGGGCAAGAGCACAAAAGAGCCUGCGGGGACACCUAGGGAGGACACACAUGCCAGUGCUUGGCUAAGUGGAUUAACUUCCUCGUGAGCUCCGGCAUUAGCAGCAAGUUAUGGGCCAAAUCCAUGAAGGGGACCAGCCCUUUAUUUUCCAUGCUUUUGCCUUGGUUUUUGCUUUAUUUUCAGAAGGAGAAACUUAACUUUCCUAUUUAUUUUCAAGCAUUAGGAUAAAUAUCCCACUGUUGGAUUUUGUUUGUUUGUUUUGUUUUCUUCCCUUUCAGAACGUUGGCAUUAUUAACAAAAUUGCUACCAAACCUCUCCACUCCCCUCUGGAGAAGGAGACCUGAGCACCCUAGGGUGCUCUGACCCAUUGGGCUCACCCACAUCCCUGGGCUGCUCGGUACUGUCUGGAGACAGAAUGACAGUUAGUAUAUAACGCUGCUUAGGGAGGAGGACAUUGUCUAACUCAGAAGUGUAAAGCCCGCCCCCAUCAGCCACCUAGAACCUCUGACUCUGCCUCGGGAGAGGGCAUUCGAUACACCAAGUCGAUUUGGUUUCUAUCAGAAAGUUUGCUUCAUUCUUCUUCCAUCCCACCUUUUUCUGUAGAUUUUUCUCUUCUCCUAGGAUCUAGGCAUUGAUCUGCCCCAGGUCUUAACCCUGGCCUGCUCUCCUCACAACAACUGAAGCCCCAAAAGAAGAAACUGGGUCUGUCCGGAGCUGUCCUCUAGCUACAGAGCUGACGCGGCUCCAGGCAUAAUUCAUCACUUUUGUUAUUAUUAUUAUUUUGGUUUGAUGUUUUGUUGUUUCUUUUUGUGAGACAAGUUCUUGCUGUAUAGCCCAGGUUGACCUUGAACUCAAGGUGCUUCUGCUCCAGCCUCCUGCGUUCUAGGCUUAUAGGUGUGUACCACCAUGCCCAGCAGAGUUUUUCAGUUUUUAAAGAAAAUAGGUUAAGUUUGCUUUCCUUGGGUUAUCCAUGUGGGUCAAGGUCGGGUGUAGCCUGCUGCUCAGAGACCGAUCAACUACACUGGACCUUAGACCUCUAUUGGCCCCAGCAUUUUCAGUAGGACCCUGCCUGAAGUCCUGACUCAUGGGGACCUACACAAAUGAGGCACAGGGCUUGUUUUCAUUUAGUGCACACCAUUACCUUCAGAUGACAGAUCUUCCCUGGUCUGCUGGAGGGUCCUGAACAUCUGACUUCUUUAAAGAUUUUGAACUGACAUCAAAGUAUUGAUGGGAACUUCUUCACUAAUGUCCCAUCCUAAAGAUGUCACCAGGAAUUGUCAUCGAAGACUCAGCAAAGGUGGGGAAAAUUAGGAUGGACAUAUGAUGGUGAAGGCGGAGGAUCCCAGGGAGGACCUCAGCUUGGGGGUCUGAGCAUCCCAGUUCUCAGGCCCAGCCAAUCACAGCAGCCAGUAGCCCUCCUGGUGCCUAUACAUAAAUGCAGCAGCUCAAAUGCCCCUAGAAGUGCCUUCCCAGCCAGGUCUUUUGUAAAACAACGGGUCUGAAGAGUCAGAAGCUAAGGCUAGGCUGUGAUGAGUCUGGCUGGACAUCGUUCCUGCCCCAACAGAUGACAGCCCUGAUUUUUGGUGACUGAUUUUGGAAGACCGAUGUUAUUUUCCUCCCUGGGCCAUCUCACAACAGAGAUAGCCCUGAUUAACUUUACCAGCGCUCUCCUGCCAGUUCACACCAUGCUCUUCACAACACCCUCCUGCCAGUUCACACCAUGCUCCCCACAGCACCUCCUACCAGUUCACACUGUGCUCCCCACAGCACCCUCCUGCCAGUUCACACCAUGCUCCCCACAGCACCUUCUGACAGUUCACACCAUGCUCCCCAUAGCACCCUUCUGUCAAUUCACACUGUGCUCCCCACAGUGCCCUCCUGUCAGUUCACACUGUGUUCCCCAUAGCACCCUCCUGUCAGUUCACACUGUGCUCCCCACAGCACCCUCCUGUCAGUUCACACUGUGCUCCCCACAGCACCCUCCUGUCAGUUCACACUGUGCUCCCCACAGCACCCUCCUGUCAGUUCACACUGUGCUCCCCACAGCACCCUCCUGUCAGUUCAUACUGUGCUCCCCACAGCACCCUCCUGUCAGUUCACACUGUGCUCCCCACAGCACCCUCCUGUCAGUUCAUACUGUGCUCCCCUCAUUGCCCUCCUGUCAAUUCACACCAUGCCCCCUACAGUGCCCUUCUGUCAGUUCACACCAUGCUCCCCACAGCACCUUCCUGUCAGUUCACACUGUAUUUCCUGGCCCUCUCUUGAUGUUCAACACAGCUAUAAACAAGGAGUAAUCCUCAGCAGCCACACAGGACAGCACAGUUGUUCAGUGACUCAGGGGACAAUGAACAGCCCCACAGAAUGAAUUGGAAUUAAUUCCAGGGACAUCAAGAUGGCACCAUGAGUAAAAGUAUUUGCCAACAACCCUGAGGACCCGAAUUCAAUCCCUGGGACCCACAUGGUGGAAGGAGAGAACACACACUCACUAAUUUUUAAAAAUAAAAAUGAAUUUUUGAAUUUUAGAAAGGCUGCCACACCUCUGGUUGUAACCUUGAACACACCAUAGGACACAUUUUCUCCAUGGAAAAAAUACAGUGGCAACUCCAGCCUGAAAGACAGAUUCCAGAUGGACAAAUACAGAACCAAGCCAGGAGUCAGUUUGUCAUGUGUCCUAGAAAAAGGGUGGGACCAAUAGUCCCAAAGUGCGUUUUCUCCCACUCCCCCCAAAAAAGGGGCAGGAGGCAAGAUUGGUCCUAAACACGCACACUGGCGAAGGGUGAGGCUCUGGCUCUAAGGCUGGAGUCGUGGGUUGUUCCCAAGUACAGAAAGUCACCUGGAGUCCCCAGGCCAGCUUUCCUAGCGACUGUUAGUUACUGGGUGAGCCAACAGCAUUCUAACCCUGCCCACAGGCCCAGUCCUGUGGUGAGUUCUAAGCUUGUCGCUCCCAGGACCAAGGAGAGGCCAUACUAAACAACACAUAUGGUUUUUGACACAGGGUUUUACUCUGUAGCCCAGGCCAGCCUCAAACCCUGCCUCAGCCUCCUGGGUUACAGGUGUAUGCCACCAUGCCUGACUUACGUUUGUUUUUAAUGUUCUGGUGUAAGAUUUAUUCCCUGAAGCCAUUUAUCUGUCUCAAAGACCUAGUGUUGCACACACUCGUGCACAUGAUUACACACAGAGAGAACCGAACAGCAACUCCUCUCUGUAGAGUAGUAACUUUAUUAUAAGGAACCUGAUGCUGUCUUAGAACUCAUCAUUCUGACUUCUGUAUAUGAUGCACUGAAGGUUGAUAUGUAAUGUUUUAAUUUAUUUUAUGUGGUAAGUUAAUUUUGGUUUCUGUAAUGUAUUAAUGUGAUUAGAAGCUUUUUUCCUUAAUAUCUGAAUUAUACUUAAAGAGCAGUGAGGAAUAUAAGAUACUGUUGUGGUUUUCAGAAGUGUGUAUUGUUACUCAGUUGUAUUGUACCUUGUUUGGAAGGAUGAAGGAAUGAACUUUUUUUCCUAAA
This is a messenger RNA of Microtus oregoni (creeping vole), 5143 nucleotides long. RefSeq names its product transforming growth factor alpha (gene Tgfa). The transcript is spliced from 8 exons. The record is from RefSeq and is a predicted model, not a curated record. Gene Ontology annotation, biological process: positive regulation of cell population proliferation; epidermal growth factor receptor signaling pathway; positive regulation of mitotic nuclear division. NCBI's taxonomy places the organism in Eukaryota, Metazoa, Chordata, Mammalia, Rodentia, Cricetidae.